CUUAUAAAUUAUUAAACUCACGUUUUGAGUAACUUUAUCAAUUAUUUAUCUUACCUUAAUCACAUAUUGAUGUUAUUUCCUUCCUUAUCUUGCUAAUGUUCAAUUGUUUACUAUGUUCUUUCGAGAUUGAGUGUAAAAAACAAAUUUUUCAUAGAAACCAAGGAUAUCAGAAUUAAUAGCUGAAAAGCACUACAGUGGGCGUUAAAAAUGGAGGAUGGUGUCGAAGAUAUCGAGUUAAAUCCCACCCAAGUCCGCAGGACGAUGACUCAGAUGAACAAUGUGGCUAGGCAAAUAGCUGUUAACUUUAUGCCAUCACGUCAGCUGCCUCACAAUACGCUGCGGGCGCGGCGCGGGGCGGACGUGGACGUCGACGCGUCCUCGCCGGACGAGGAGCGGCGCGCGGACAUCAUCGUGCGGGAGAUGGAGCACCACGGACACCUGAUGGAGGACAACCCCGUCGCCGAGGAGCUCAGGAGGGAGGCCCUCCGCGAGCUGCCCCAGGGUCUGACGAUGAAGCGCAGCGUGCGCGCCAAGCUGUCCGCGUCCGUCAGCCUGCGCAGCAAGCGCCGCCCGCUCUCCACCUGGAAGCGGUUCAAGUAUCGCGUCGGGUUCGCCUGGAAACGGUUCCGCGGUCGCUGCAGCGCCGUGCUAUUCUCCGUGGAGCUGUGGUACGACGACAUCCGCGCGGUGGAGGGCGCGCUGGGCUCCGCCGCCGGCUCCUACUUCCGCCUGCUGCGUCAGCUGUUCGCGCUUGACGUGCUGCUCGGCGCCGCGCUUCUGCUGCUGCUGGUGCUGCCGCAGCUGCUGCACGACGCUGCCGUCGGCUCUACCGGUGACAGCCUGAGCGCAGCAGACUUCGUCAGCGGCAAGGGUGGUCUGGAGAGCUCCGUAUUAUUCUACGGUCACUACUCGGCGGGCGAGGUGGCGGCGACGGGCCCGUCGUUCAGUAUGCCGUUCGCUUACUUCUUCACGAUGCUUUGCCUGUACAUGGUCACUUUCGCCGUGCUGUGUUACAAAACGGCAGCGAUGUACCGGCAGCACUUCAUAGAGUCGAGCUCGGGCGGCGCGGUGUUCGCGGCGCGCGUGUUCUGCGGCUGGGACUUCGGCAUCGUCGCGCCGCACGCCGCCGCGCUCGCCGCGCACGCGCUAUACAACGAGUUCAAGGAGCUCCUAGCGGAACAGACCGCGUCACGUGGUCGGCUCACGUGGUGCGUGCGUGCGGCGCGCACGCUGGUCAACGUGGUCGCUAGCGGCGUCGCGCUGGCGGUCUCUGCCGUGCUGGCGUACGGCGUGUGGCGGCUGCUGGCGGCGGCUGGCGACAGGGAGCUGCUGCUGUCGCUGGCUAUUACUGCGAUAUUAGCUGCUACUCCGCUGCUGUUCCAUUUGGUGGCGAAGUUGGAGUACUACAAGGCACGCACGGCGUUCUACGUGACGCUCGCCCGCACUUGGCUGCUCGACAUCACCAUCUUCAUGAUACUGUUCGUGUACUGGGCGCAAUCUGGCACGAAGUGCUGGGAGACGAGUUUCGGCCAGGAGAUGUACCGGCUGGUGGUGUUGGACACGCUGGUGUCGCUGCUGCUGCUGCCCGCUAUCGACCUCAUCAGGGGAUGCAUUUACAAGUGUCGCGGCUGGUCGGGUCCGGACUUCAACGUGUCUCUGCACAGUCUCUCGCUCAUCUACAACCAGUCUGUGGUGUGGUUCGGGCUGGCGUUCGCGCCGCCGCUGGCGCUGGUGCUCGCUGUCAAACUGCUGCUGCUGUUCUACGUCAACCGCGCGACCGCGCUGCGCAUGUGCCAUCCCGCUAAGAAGGUGUGGCGCGCGGCUCAGUCGCAGACGCUGAUGUUGGUGCUGGUGACGCUGUCGCUGUUCGCCACGCUCUUCGCCAUCGGAACCAUGUUCCUCGGGUCGGAGCCGCGCUGCGGUCCGUUCACGGGUUAUAGUGCUGUGUACGAGCUGGUGACGCAGGACGUGCUGCGCCUGUCCAGCCGCCGCGUGCUGCGCGCCACGCUCGCCGCCGCUACGCGCCCCGCCGCCAUCGCCGCGCUGCUGCUAGCGCUCUGUGUCGCGGUGUACUUCGUGCGUGCCAAGUCGCAGGCACAGCGGUCGAUGGUGGCGCUGCUGCGGCAGAUGUUGGUGCUGCAGGCGCAGGACAAGGACUUCCUGCUGGGCGCCAUCGAGAAGGUGUCUAAAGGAGAGUGGCUAUACAGUCCACGCUCGGAGACCGCAGACGACAGUCACACUUGGCGCUACGUGCACGACGUGCGCCGCCCCUCCAACGCGGGCUUCCAGCUUGCACGCCCGCUCAGCGUGCACGGUGGCGUCCGGCCCGUCAGCGGCGUGCAAGCUAGCGUGCACGCUGACGGCGACACCGACAGUUCCUUCAGCUGGCAGGGCUCGGACACGGCUCUGCAUCCCCACGACCAGUAGAUUGGGAGGUAUCCAAAUGUUAAUAUUAUAUUUAAAGAGAUUUGGAAGUAUUAAAACGAUUGUAUAUCAACACCUCCAAGGCGCGCUUCCAACUCGCGCGCCCGCUCAGCGUGCACGAUGGCGUCCGGCCCGUCAGCGGCGUGCAAAUUGGCGUAUGCGAUAUUUAGGUAGUUACGUUCGACCGUAUUUAAAAUUUAUAAUGGUUUUUGAUAGUCACAGGUGUCAAAUUCUGUCUGAUAAAGAGAAAGUUUGUCUCUAAAUAAUACAUACUUUUUAUAUAAACGAGUUGGAAAGUCAAUUUUUUAUGACACUAGCUAGUGUUUUUAGAUUACGAUUUCAACAUCGUCUUAGCUUGAUGCAAGGUAACAAAAUCUGGUUUCACUGUUUUAACCCUUACAAUGUUUUGUUUAGAAAAACUUGGAAUAAUUAGGUAUUUACUUAUGAAAUAAUGCGGUUGUUAGAAAAAGUAUUAAAUGUUAAUUAAGUAAUUUUGCCAUUAAACUUGGACCGA
This is a messenger RNA of Aricia agestis (brown argus), 2938 nucleotides long. Its product is annotated as transmembrane channel-like protein 7. Gene Ontology annotation, molecular function: mechanosensitive monoatomic ion channel activity. Gene Ontology annotation, cellular component: plasma membrane. The transcript has 14 exons. The record is from RefSeq and is a predicted model, not a curated record. NCBI's taxonomy places the organism in Eukaryota, Metazoa, Arthropoda, Insecta, Lepidoptera, Lycaenidae. The coding region runs from base 208 to 2427 and encodes 739 amino acids.